Dioscorea cayenensis subsp. rotundata (Guinea yam) is the source of this 1745-nucleotide messenger RNA. RefSeq names its product probable xyloglucan galactosyltransferase GT19. The record is from RefSeq and is a predicted model, not a curated record. The coding region runs from base 232 to 1569 and encodes 445 amino acids. Gene Ontology annotation, molecular function: glycosyltransferase activity. The transcript has a single exon. Lineage: Eukaryota; Viridiplantae; Streptophyta; Magnoliopsida; Dioscoreales; Dioscoreaceae.
AUAAAAAGAAACGGGUAAAGUUUUUUGUUUUUGUUUUUUCAAAAGCACAAAAAAAGAAAGGAAGAAAGGAAGGAAUAAAUAAGAUCGUCAAGGAAGGGUAAGUGGUCGUCGUCAAAAAAUCAAAUUGAGUGAUGAGGUUCCAACUCCGAAGACAGGACACAAGAAGGGAGAUGCAAUGGAAGGCAAUGGAAAACUAAGAAGGGCAAGCGAGAUCGAGAUCCUCCAAAAUCAAUGGCUGCAUGGGUUCUCUCCCAUAUUCCCAUUCUGCUUUGCCUCAUACUAAUAAUCCCCCAAUCUGAAGAAACUCGAUCCAUCCGCCGUACUGAGUGUCAUGGUCGGUGGAUUCACAUCCGUUCCCUGCCGCCGCGCUUCAACACGGAGCUUCUGGAGAGCUGCAACGCCUUCCCCCUAAUGGACGAACCCCUCUGCCCUUACGCAGCCAACCACGGUCUCGGACCUCGCACCCACAACCGCAGCCGCAGUUGGUACCGCACCGACCCCCGGCUACUGGAGCCACUGAUUCACCGGCGUCUUCUCGAGCACCCGUGCCUCACCCCCGACCCCCUCCUCGCCGACGCCAUCUACCUCCCCUACUAUGCCUCCCUCGACGCCCUCCCUUUCCUCUACUCCCCUCCCUUGUUCAACUCCUCCGCUCUUCACGCUCUUCCCCUCCAUCACCACCUCCUCUCUAACCAACCCCACGUCUACUCGCGCCGCCAUGGCCACGACCACUUCCUCGUUCUUGCUGGUCCCGCCUGGGACUUCUCCCAGGCCCCUGACGCUGACCCUGUCCUCUGGGGCACCUCCUUCCUCUCCCGCUCCGAGUUCUUCAACCUCACCGUUCUCGCCCUCGAGUCCCGCCCCUCCCCUUGGCAGGAGCACGCCAUCCCCCACCCCACCUCCUUCCACCCUGCCACGCUCGCCCGCCUCGACGCCUGGCUCGCCCGUGCCCGUCGCUCCCGCCGCAACACUCUCAUGCUUUUCGCCGGCGGAGGCGGAGGCGGGGGUGCCAACAUUCGCGGCAGCAUCCGCGCUGAGUGCGAGAAUCGAACCGAUCUUUGCCAGAUGGUGGACUGCUCCGAUGGGGUCUGCUCUCAUGAUCCGAUCAGGUUCAUGCGGCCCAUGCUCCGCUCAAGCUUCUGCCUCCAGCCGCCCGGUGACACCCCGACCCGGCGGUCCACGUUCGACGGGAUCCUGGCGGGUUGUAUCCCGGUAUUCUUCGAGGAGAUCUCAGCGAGGAAGCAGUAUGGGUGGCAUUUGCCCGAGGAUCAGUACGAGGACUUCUCCGUUUAUAUACCCAAAGAGGAUGUGGUCUUCGGAGGGGUGCGGAUCACGGAGGUGCUGGCUGCCAUCCCGGAGGCGGAUGUCAGGACGAUGAGAGAGCGGGUCUUGGAACUCGCUCCCGGCGUCAUGUACCGGCGCCAUGGGAGUUCCGCGGGCCUCAGAUCGAUCAAGGAUGCUGUCGAUCUCGCCAUAGAUGGGGUGCUCCGGAGGAUCCGGCGAAAGGUGAGGCCUCUCGGGAGUCCUGAACUCAUCACGGUGGACGACGAAGAGGACGCUGCUGGAUAGAAUGGACGGCUGAGAUUGAUUGGGUGGUGACGUUUGUUCUCUCUGCAACUUUGUUUUUUCACUUCUCUUUUAUUAAGUCUUGGGUUAGAAAAAAAAAAGUACUGAGAAGCCUGUUUCGAAUAAAUCUCCGGACAAUGAUAUAUAUAUAUAUAUAUAUUGAUAUCUACUUGCUUUUA